Molecule: messenger RNA, 1302 nt
Organism: Aspergillus melleus
Lineage: Eukaryota; Fungi; Ascomycota; Eurotiomycetes; Eurotiales; Aspergillaceae
Exons: 1
Coding region: 20-1171 (383 amino acids)
Source: RefSeq, a predicted model, not a curated record
CCAGGCCCUUUUUGGAGUGAUGGGGGGAUUCGCAAUGGAAACAAGAUACCAAACACGCGGCGGUGAGGAACACACCCUCCGUCGCCUUGUUACUGCGGACGGAAUCUCUAUUCUUGCUAGAAUCGGUCAACUACCUACUAUCACGCUAAGCGAUAUCGAGGAAAGAAGUAAAGCGGAUAUCUUUGCGAAAUCGAUUGUUGUGGGUCAGAUUAUAUGGUUUGCGCUGCAGGUCUUUGGUAGAUUGGGCCAGAAUCUACCUGUCACGCCCCUCGAGACUCAUACAGCUAUCCAUGUGGGCUGUACAAUUCUGGUCUAUAUCAUUUGGUUCCAUAAGCCGUACAAUCUGACGCAAUCGGUCGUUGUCAAAGGACCGCAGGCGCAGAAUAUCGGGGCUCUUUUCAGUUUUCACGAUAUAUCGCGUGACGUUUAUCGUCAGCAGUGGUCUCGUUACGAAGAGGAAAGAAUUCAGUAUUGGAAGACCCGCGUCAUACAGGCAUCUCGGGGAGAAUCUACCUUCUCUUCUCCCCCACAAGCCCCUAUCUCUAGAGGUCUUCGUCAAACACUUCAGCACUAUCAGCUUGAACCAGCACCUGACAAGCUAAGUCAGGAUAUUGAAAUCUUACAUGCCCUCGCAGAAAGCGCAAUUCAAGGUCUCCAUUACAUCGAGAGCCGUGGGUGUUCCGCCCUUGAAAACGCUCCGUCUAGCAACCUAAAGUUCCUUCGCAACAGUGCGGAGAAUUUCGCCAUUCGCUCCGUAUGGGGUGGCUGGAGCACUGACAUCGGCCACGAACCAUCUCUAGCCAAAGGAAUUCAUGUCAUAUUCAACGUCCUGUAUGGUGGGAGUCAUCUGGCCGCGUGGUCUUCGUUCUUCCCAUCGCCUGUGGAGUCCUGGCUUUGGCGUGGCUCGGCCUUGUUCCUGACUACCGUCCCUUUGUGGGGACUUUUGUGGAUCCUUUGGUGGAGAGGUGUACGCUCGCAACGUAAAUGGCUAUAUCUCAUCCGCGAAGGGGAGUUGGAUAUCGUUGCAGCUCCUUUCUUCUUUGCAAUUCUGGUUAUAUAUACACUAGCACGGUGUUACUUUUUGGUAGAGGCGUUGAUGAGCCUAAGGUUGCUGCCACGGAAUGCCUACUCCGGGGUUCAGUGGACAUCCUUCUUUCCCCAUGUCUCAUGACCAUCUCGCUGCUUUUUUUUUCGGCCGCUUGCCAUGACAUUGUCUCGAUAUGUCGGGGAGAUAGGGUGACUCCACCUUCCAGUAUAUAAAACAGUUCCAACUACGCAGUCUGUGGAGCAUGCUAAAUAUAA